CACAUAUUUAUAUUGUCAAUAGUCAAAUGUCAAAUCUUUAAUCUUUUUAGAUUUGUUGAGUUGUCAUGUAUUGACACAACAUAAUCAAUCCUUAUCCUCACAACACCAAUAAGCUCAAGUAAGCUAUAAAUAGAAGGGUAGAAACCACUCUCCUACAAACGAUCUCUUUGAUAAUCCUUAUUAAUACCAUGGCAUACUCUCUUCCAUUAUUUCUCACAUCUUUACUCUUAGCGAUCUCAAUUUGUCACGCCCAAACCUCGUUUCGACCACGUGCACUUGUUGUUCCCGUUAGAAAAGAUGCUUCCACUCAACAAUAUGUCACCACAAUCCAGCAACGGACGCCGCUAGUCCCCGUCAACCUCGUCGUCCACCUCGGCGGCCAGUACUUGUGGGUCGAUUGCGAUAACGGCUACGUGUCGUCCACCUAUAGGCCGGCACGUUGCCGGUCUGCUCAAUGCUCCUUGGCCAAUGCAAACGGAUGCGGGGAUUGUUUCAGCGGCCCCCGCCCCGGGUGCAACAACAACACCUGCGGGGUGACCCCCGACAACCCCUUUAUCCAGUUGGCCACGGGCGGGGAGCUGGCCGAGGAUGUCGUCUCGGCCCGGUCAACCGACGGAUCGAACCCGGGCCGGGCCGCUGUGGCCCCCCGAUUCCUGUUUGCGUGCGCGCCAACGUUCCUCCUCCGCGGUUUAGCUAGCGGGGCCACCGGCUUGGCGGGCCUGGGCCGGGCCCGCAUCGGGAUGCCGUCGCUAUUUGCCGCCGCUUUCAGCUUCCGUCGCAAAUUCGCGGUGUGCCUGUCGUCCUCGACUAGCGCCAACGGCGUCAUUUUCUUCGGCGACGGCCCGUACAACUUCAUCCGCGUCCCGGCGCCCCUCAACCCCGCCGCCUCCCUGGCCUUCACGCCGCUCUUUGUGAACCCCGUGAGCACGGCGGGGGCGUUCUCGCAGGGCGAAGCUUCGACGGAGUACUUCAUCAAGAUCAACUCCAUCAACGUGAACAACAGCCCCGUCGCGAUCAACACCACUCUCCUCGACAUCGACGGCGAAGGCAACGGCGGCACCAAAAUCAGCACCGUCAAUCAGUACACUAUUCUGGAGACCUCCAUCUACAGAGCAGUCGUGGAUGCGUUCUCCCGAGCCACAGCCGGAAUCCGGCGCGCCGCAGCGGUGGCGCCGUUCGAGCUCUGCUACGACAGGGGCAGCGUGGGGAGCACGAGGGUGGGGCCCGGGGUGCCGAACAUCGACCUCGUGCUGCAGGGGCAGAACGCGGUGUGGACGUGGACGGGAUCCAACUCAAUGGUUUCGGUAAACGACGACGUUUUGUGCCUGGCGGUCGUCAACGGCGGAGCGAAUCCGAGAACCGCCGUGGUGAUCGGUGGGCAUCAGAUCGAAGACAAUCUGUUGCAGUUCGAUUUGGCGGCGUCGAGGUUGGGAUUUAGUAACACGCUUUUGGGCCGCCAAACUACGUGUGCUAACUUCAACUUCACGUCCACUGCUUAAGAGAGUUUCGAUAUUCCUAUUUUUUAAAUAAAUGUGUCAUCAUCACAUAUAAAUAUACAUAUAUUAUGUAUAUGUAUGUAUGUACCUGUGAUGUAUAAGAUGAAUAAUUGGAUGGAAUAUGAUAUGUUUUGAUUGGUUU
Salvia miltiorrhiza (redroot sage) is the source of this 1638-nucleotide messenger RNA. RefSeq names its product probable aspartic proteinase GIP2. Gene Ontology annotation, molecular function: aspartic-type endopeptidase activity. NCBI's taxonomy places the organism in Eukaryota, Viridiplantae, Streptophyta, Magnoliopsida, Lamiales, Lamiaceae. Gene Ontology annotation, biological process: proteolysis. The record is from RefSeq and is a predicted model, not a curated record. The transcript has a single exon. The coding region runs from base 189 to 1499 and encodes 436 amino acids.